GCUGCCUCAAGGAGAGAAGUCAAGGAGUACCAAAGAUCAAGCCUGAGAGGGGAAGAUAGACAAAGAAAAACAGAUCAACGGGCGUGCAAGCCAUGAACACUAGCGUUGGAUCGCCCGCGGAUAUGAGGAACACUACUACUCACGGCACGUCGAUCAUCUCAUUGCCCGGUGCCCAGCAGCUAUGGAACCAGUGGGAGAUCCAAUGCCUGGUGCUGGCGAGCUUCUCCUUGCAAGUCUUCCUCCUCUUUUUCUCGGGCAUGCGGAAGCGCCGCAGGUCCAGCGCCCUCAGCUUGCUGCUGUGGAUUGCCUACCUGCUGGCCGACUACGCCGCAACCUUCACCCUCGGCCGCCUGACGCUCCACCUCGAUGACCCUCGCCACCAGCUCCUGCUCUUCUGGACGCCCUUCCUGCUGCUCCACCUGGGAGGUCAGGAGACGAUCACGGCAUUCUCCACGGAGGACACCUUGCUGUGGAAGCGCCACCUCCUGAGAGCCUCGUCUCGCAGGUCAUGAUGUCCAUCUACAUCGUCACCAAGUCAUGGCACGUGGUCAGCACCAAGCAGCUUAUGGCUCCCAUGGUGCUCAUGUUCAUUGCCGGGACAAUCAAAUACGCGGAGAGGUCAUGGGCGCUCAUGACCGCCGGCAGCUCCAUGACACCUGGCAGCAGCUCCAUGUCGGACUAUGUGCUCAACGUAGAGAGUAAUGUCCUUGAGGACUCGGAGUCCUAUUUCCAGAGGCUCCAUGAUUUUCUAUCACGCGACAGUCGGGGCAGGGUAGACUACGAGGGCCUUGUGGAUGUUGCCGGGAAGGGGAUCCGCAUAUGGUUGGAUUUCUUGACAGACAUGACCCCUUUCUUGAUGUGGAACAAGGGCGACACCAUCAACCGCGCCAUCCGGAAGUUGAGAGGCCUGGAGAAUCCAGAGCUCCGGCAACAGAUCGGUUACAAGUUGGCUGAGAUCCAGCUCUCGCUUGUCUAUGACUUCAUGUACACCAAGUAUGGAGUGCUCCAGUAUCACCCCAACCUGAUCAACAGUGGAGUCGAGCGGCUCGUCACGUUUGGCGCAACCACUGCGGCGCUGGUGCUGUUCCUGAAGGCUGACCUGAAUGGGCAGUUCGCCGGCGACGUGAGAGCCGAUGUCGUGGUGUCAUAUGUGCUGCUGGCUGGUGCAGUCGCACUGGAUUUAUCCUCCACCUUCAUGGUCAUGUCCUCAUUCUGGCCGUACCUGCCCGGACGAAGCCCCUUCGGGAAAGAUGGAUUCCUCGGAAAGCAUGUAAUGUUCAAUCUGACCAAGCUUGUGAAUCCACUGGGCAAACGGUUGUGGUCAGGGCAGAUGGCGCAAUACAACCUGAUCGGCGAGUGCAUCCAUGAGAAGCAAGCUAAUUUCUUCGUGUGGGCUCUGCGCAAGGUUGGCCUUGUGUCUCUCCUGACCUCAAGAAGUUCCUCUUCACGAAGCUGCUGGACAUAGGGACGACUAAGCAGGUGACGGAAUACUGGAAGUGGGACUUCGGCACGUUCAGCGGCCAGUGGGCCAGAUGGGCGCUGGAGGCGACGGAGGAAGGAAGGUCGGUAGAUAAGAAGAAGCUCAACCUGGAGGGCGGAACUGUUGCGGCGAUCGUCCUCAUGUGGCAUAUGACCACCGAGAUGUGCCUCUACACCACCACCGACAACGGCAAGGACAGCUCCUCUAUGCACAGGGACAUGAGCAGGCAGCUGUCCGAGUACGUCCUGUACCUUGUCGGGAAGUGCGGCGUCAAGAACGGAAGCAAUGGGCAUUUCGAGUUCGGUAAGCUCCGGCGGGACGUGAAGAAAGCUCUCGCCCACCAACGUUUCUCUGGGGGGCGCCUCGAGCAGAGCGAGAUCGUCCUGUAUGGCUACGAGGGGCAUGGGUUUUUCACCCUCCGUGCCAGUGACGCCGCCAAGGAGCUGCUCAAGAUCACACGCCCAGCUGAAAGAUGGGAGCUCAUCGCCACGGUGUGGACUGAGAUGCUUUGCUUCCUGGCGCAGAACUGCGAGGCGGCAUUCCACAUCAAGAAUCUGACCACUGGUGGUGAGUUCGUCACGCACGUCAGGGUCUUAUCCAUCAUUCUGGGCAUUCCUUUCAUCCGGGAGGAAUGGCAAGCCCAAGCUAAGGAUGACACCGAGUAUUCUGAUUUCGUAAUGUUCUAAAUCAAAUUGCUUGGAGGAUCCCAAAUUCAACCCUUUUGAAGAAAGUGAUUAUGUGGAGACGGAUUGUGCCAACAAAGAUGAAGGACGGUUCAUGUGCUUCUUGUGGAGCUUGUGAGACGUUUUAAGCAAAAACAGAUUAUGUAUUGCCACCUAUUAUGUUAUGAAACUCAGAGAUAGAGGCUUAUGCCAUGUGAAACUUGUAUUUUAUAAGCUACUGUUGUAAGCAGGUGCUUCGAUGACUGCUGAUUGCAGGUGUAUGGUGUUGUAAGACUUGUAUAUGUAAGCUUGUAUUUUGCAGUA
Messenger RNA from Triticum dicoccoides, 2466 nucleotides. RefSeq lists its product as uncharacterized. Lineage: Eukaryota; Viridiplantae; Streptophyta; Magnoliopsida; Poales; Poaceae. Bases 509 to 1465 code for a protein of 318 amino acids. The record is from RefSeq and is a predicted model, not a curated record. The transcript is spliced from 3 exons.